AUGAGUUCAGCGUUUCGUGGUGGCGAAACUGAUGAGGUCGGCAGUAUCCUGGUUCAUGGUGGCGCACGACACGGACGUUCUGACGCUCUGGAGGCCGUAGCUUCCGACGAAUGUGUGCCAGCUAUCGAGACGCUUACAGCAACCACACCCGGCUUACCGCUAGCGAUUCCGCGUCGAAGGUUGCGCAAACGUCACCGCAUCCAAGAGACACAAACCCCUGAACCAAUCCCUGCACUCACUCGCGUACGCACGCGAGCACCAAAGCGACAUCAGGCACCGAGCGACGCUGGGUUCUAUGUCCAGGCGCGACCACUGCGCUUCAAGGUGUCGCGAAGGUACCUUUUGCAUCUUGCGAAACACGCCGGUCCCGAGCGUAUCUGGAACAUUCUGGUUGCGGGUCACUACCAUCAUGGAAAAACAAGCCUCAUCGACUUGUUGGUAAGUCACCAGCUGCAUCCGGCUGCAGCAACCCGUUACAUGAUAGGCCCGCGGCGACACCAGCAACAACCGCGCUGGACGGAUACGCGUCGGGACGAACUCUCCCGAGGAAUGUCGCUUCAGCUUGCUUUCAUGCCGCUCUGGGUACCAGACGAGCACGGUGUAUCUCAACUGGUGACGCUGAUGGAUGCUCCCGGACAUGCAGACUUCUUCGAUCAGGUUGUGGUGGGUGCAACGCUCGCAGAUGCAGUGCUUCUGGUGGUCGACAGUGCCGAAGGCGUCCUGCUAGGUACAGAGCGAGUCGUCGCCUUGGCGCUGGAGAUGUCGCUUCCGCUGAUCCUGGUGUUGACGCAGCUCGACCGCUUGAUACUUGAGUUGCGGUAUCCGCCUGAUGCCGUGUACCUUAAGUUGAAAGGCAUCAUCGAUGCGCUCAACAGCCUUAUUGAACGUUUGCAGCCUCAGAAGGUCCCGUACUUUGACCCAAGGCCACCACAUGCCAAUGUCCUAUUCACGUCUGCAAAGCUGAACAUAGCGUUCAGCCUCAUGGACAUUGUCGAGAAGUGGUAUGGUUCGGCUUUGGAGGUGCAGCGUGAACGUUCGUGGACCGGUGGCGUUCAGGGCGCGCUCCGGAAGCGCCGAGCGAGGAAACGAACACUCGCUGCCUCGCUCUGGGGCGACCGGGUCUACGACAAGCCCACCGGCUUGUUUCUACGCAAAGCCGCUGUCGCCUGGACGCUGGGCACGGCAAAGCGAUCAUUUGUUGAGUUUGUUCUGGAGCCUCUCUACAAGACGAUUGCACUAUGUGCGACCCAUGAGUCUGGGAGCGGAUCGCUGGAGCAGCUGCUGGUCAAUGUGCAAGCUCUGGGAACUCCGCGUGCUUUCGAGCCUCAAGCAGCAUCGAGUCAGCGAGAGGCGCCUACGGAUCUGGAGAUGCUCCAGCAGGCGGCAGACUCAGGCCCAUGGGCUCUUCUCCGUGUUGUCUUCGACAUGGUACUGGGCUCGCCAACAGCGUUGUUUGGAACGCUGACCCGUCGUCGUCGCCACUCGAAAUGGUUCCCGGAGCACUGCGCUGAGACGGAGACCACUGUGCUGGUAGCGACACACUGGCGUUCGCUGGACGGCACCGAUACCGUUGCUGUGGGCCGUGUUUGCGGUGCACGACCGCUACGCGCUGAUCAGCUGUUUGCAGUUCAACCGGGCGCUGACCGAUGCAAGCCGUCGUCGGUAACAACAACAACAACAACAACAAUGAUCACGCAAUUGCAGGUGGCUUUCGGACGCGUCUGGUACGACGUUGAGCAAGUCGCCGCCGGCGGUUUAGUGCUUCUGCCCAGGGUUUAUCCGCCAUCACGCGGAACCUACUGCUUUGGCCUCCGUUGUUCCGAUGGACCGUACUCCAAGACGCUGGACGCGUGCGUUUAUCGCUUGCACAGAGCGCUGGGCUAUCACGCAAUGCCUAUCUACGGUAUAGCGCUUGCACCGUGUUUGCCGGAGGUGCACAGAACUGCAGAGAGCUUGACGGCAGAUUUGGUUGCGCAGUACAGCACCAGCACAGCGAGCGCUGAGCAGCUUCGCCAAGCUUUGGCAAUUAUUGUUCGAACACAUCCCGCCACAGGAUUUGAUGGUAACGGUAGCGUUCAUGGUGAUGCAGCACACGGUUUUCGAACAGCUUCAACUGCUGGUGUUGUUUACGGCCCAGGGGAACUCUAUCUGGAUGUUAUACUUCAUGAGCUUCGUCGAUAUUUGGUGCAACGGCAUUUGAGUCUGGUAUGGCGUUGCCUGCGUACAAAUCCGGUACCCUUUGUGGAUGCGUUACGGGAAACGAUCCAAGCCGGUGCAGCAAAAGUGCAAGUAGGCUUGCGAGGCCGUGAUGGACGCACGCGGAGCGACCAGACUGCGUUGUGGUCGUCGCCAAAGUCAUUCUUGGUUUCGGAAGACGAAUUCUUCUCUCCCGAGCCCAACGAAUGGAGCGACAACGAGGACGCGGCAUUUCAUCAGCCGCGAGUCGUGCUUUACGUGGAACCGGUGCACGCUUCGCGCCGGGCUCCAGCUCAGCAGGCAGGAGAGCCGAACGCGGGGCCUCACCCGGUAGUUGUGCAUGCCCUGCAUCCACUGCCGAAUAGCGUUCGUUUUGAGCGACGGAGUCUACCUGCUGAGGCCGCUGUGCAGCCAGAAGCGCUCGAAGUGGAAUUUGCAGCCGAUCUGGAUGGGACAACAGCGCCGUCUGGGCUGCCGGUGACACUCCAGGCCCUCUGGGAAGGUCUUCGGUUGGCGAGUCGGCGGGGUCCGCUUCUUCAAGGUCCUGUCGUUGGGGUUCGUUACCACGUGCGUGCUCUCGAGUGCAUUUGCGGGAGCUCUGCCUGGGAAGCACCACCUCCAUGUUGGUCCGCUUGGCAUCGGAUGCGAACUCGCCUGGUGCUCCUAGCUCGACAGGCAGCGCAUAGGGCGCUUCUUGAUGCCAAGAUGCAGAUUCUAGAGCCUUGCUUCCGUUUGCAAGCCGUGGUGCGCGCCGAAAAAGCCGAGCUCAUUUGCCGUCGCUUGCGCAAGGCUUCUGAACUUGUCGAAAUCCGGCAGCAGUGGCCCAUUCCAGGCACCUGUUUCGUGAUCGUUGACAGUGAUGUUCCGGCGCGGGUGCUUGUUCCCGGCCUCGAAGUGAUGUUGCGAUUUCAGAGCCACGGGCAGGCAAGUGUGCAAGCAACUGUCGAUCCAGCUGUCAUGCCGACGUGCAGUGCCCGCUGGAUUCCAGUUCCAGGUGAUGCGGACAGUGUGGAAUGCCCACCUCUAGAGGCAGUUGUUGCCUCGGACGACAGCACCGUAACCGAAAACACCCUUGCACCCUGGCUGGUGCGCAUCGUACGAAUGCGACGGGGACUCGGGACCGACCUCUGA
Messenger RNA from Cyanidioschyzon merolae strain 10D, 3327 nucleotides. RefSeq names its product similar to U5 snRNP-specific protein. Bases 1 to 3327 code for a protein of 1108 amino acids. Gene Ontology annotation, biological process: mRNA splicing, via spliceosome. The record is from RefSeq and is a predicted model, not a curated record. Lineage: Eukaryota; Rhodophyta; Bangiophyceae; Cyanidiales; Cyanidiaceae. Gene Ontology annotation, cellular component: U2-type catalytic step 2 spliceosome; cytosol; U4/U6 x U5 tri-snRNP complex. The transcript has a single exon. Gene Ontology annotation, molecular function: GTP binding; GTPase activity; U5 snRNA binding.